Messenger RNA from Fundulus heteroclitus (mummichog), 928 nucleotides. RefSeq lists its product as uncharacterized. The transcript has 7 exons. Lineage: Eukaryota; Metazoa; Chordata; Actinopteri; Cyprinodontiformes; Fundulidae. The record is from RefSeq and is a predicted model, not a curated record. Bases 176 to 928 code for a protein of 250 amino acids.
UGUUGCUGAGAAGGAAGGUCCAGUUGAAAGGAAAGCCACACUUUCUUUCUCCAAUGAAAAAUCAACUCAUCAAAUCAACCCUCUGAAGCCGUGCACUGAAUAUGAGCUAAAUGUUGCACUUAUUAGCAGCAACGGUAGAGAAAUACUCUGUACCAAAACUGAUACUAAAACUACAAUGACUGGAAUGAAUGAACAAGACAUUACAAAAAAUGCCUCCUGCCCUUCUGGAUAUUUCUGUUACCAAAGUGGUUGGGACAUCAGCUCUUUAACAUCAAAAGCUGCAGAAUUUAUCAAUGGAUCAUAUCGCUUCAAACCUGCUUAUGACGACAUUUGCUCAGAUUUUGUUUUGGAGUUUCCUCACAAAACAUGCACAAACAUCUCCUUUACCCUCAGUGAACAUGUUCCUGUUGAUUUCAUUGAUCCAAAUGACAUAAAGCAAACUAACCCCACUAAACUUCCUGCAAAGAUUGAAGCAACGUUUCCUCAAAGCUGUAAAGAUCUCAGCGUUGAGUACAAAUGUUCAGGAGAGGACAACACCUCCGUUGAACCAUUUGACAUGAAGCCGUUCACAAACUACAGCUGUACUGGUCUCAUCAAGAACAACAAUGUCUCCAUUAACAAGAAAACUCCACCUGUCCACUUCAACAUUGACUGUGAUUUUACAAUAGAAGGCCGGUCGUACAUACCAGGCGAUGAUUACAUUUACCUGUUUUGGGAUACAACAAGUGAAAAAUGUCAAGAUGUUGUCCAUAAACUGGAGGAACUCUUUUUUAACUGCAGCUGUCAGGAUGUCAAGAGAGACUACCACCGUGUUGGAUCUUUAAUUAUGACCUUCCACUUCCACCUCAUCAUCAUCAUCAUAGUCAUAGCGCAGAAUGUGACCUUCCUCAUCUGGAGGGGGAGACCUUCCAGAAGUCUCAAGGAAUAA